AUGAGGACUCUUCGAUCAGAGUCAAAAAUGAAGGGCAACAAGUUCAGCAACACCUUUGAAGAAGCCAUUAACCUUGAUGACGACGAUUUCGUGAACAUUCAUUCAGGAGGUUCUAGUGUGGUGAUGCUUAGCAGGGAACCAUUAGCAAAAAAGAAGGUGAAAACGAGAUUUGAAAAAGGCGAAUCAAGUGUUAGUGUAAGUAAGAAAAAGAAAAGGAAAGAUGAACAUUAUGAAGAUAGUGAAGCUGAUGUUGAUGUUAAUCUUACGUAUGCGGACAAAGUAGUUUUGAAUGGCUAUAAUCUCCGCAGAUCAAGGCCAUUGAUAAAACAGAUUGACUCAGUGGAUUUGGAAAUGUUGGAGGAGCAUGGAUUGAGAAAUGGAGAAUUUGGAACAUUGGAGAUUCGUGUAGAUGGGGAAGUGGAUCCUAUUGAUGUAAAUGGUGAUGAGGAUAAGGUGGAAGAUGUGGAAUCAAUUGAAAAGCUAUAUAGUAGGAUCUGUGAAGAUAAGGAAAAAAUUGAAGAAGCAAUUAAGAAGCGGUUAGAAGAGGAUGCGAAUGAUGAUGUGGUAAAAGAGUGGUUACGAAAGGUGCAAAACUUUUUAAUGAAAAGAAUGUGGAACAUGUAG
Molecule: messenger RNA, 624 nt
Organism: Lactuca virosa
Lineage: Eukaryota; Viridiplantae; Streptophyta; Magnoliopsida; Asterales; Asteraceae
Source: the annotation of a GenBank genome assembly